Messenger RNA from Lynx canadensis (Canada lynx), 3295 nucleotides. RefSeq names its product regulator of chromosome condensation 1 (gene RCC1). The coding region runs from base 204 to 1568 and encodes 454 amino acids. Gene Ontology annotation, molecular function: guanyl-nucleotide exchange factor activity. Gene Ontology annotation, cellular component: cytoplasm. The record is from RefSeq and is a predicted model, not a curated record. NCBI's taxonomy places the organism in Eukaryota, Metazoa, Chordata, Mammalia, Carnivora, Felidae. The transcript is spliced from 11 exons.
CCUGCCCGGAGAGUGUGUGCCUUAGGAGCGCGAGGUAUAGGCUGGCGAGGGUCUUCUGCAGGGCAAGAAGUCAGCGUCACCAGGCACCAAGAGGAAGACUGUUGAGCCUUGGAGAGGUGUGCUGUGAACCCCGCAUCAACUCAGCUGUCAACUGAUUUUUACUGUCUGUCUACUUCGUGCCGCGCUGGCAGGGCUGAGGAACAAUGGAAAGGAUGCCACCCAAGCGUAUAGCUAAGAGAAGGUCACCUCCAGAGGAUGCUCUCCCCAAAAGCAAGAAGGUGAAGGACCCUCGUAACCAGGCAGUGAGGGCCGCUGCCUCCCGUCGUGUUCCAGGUGCCCACGGGCCGAGCCCUCCUGACCAGAAAACCCGACCAGUCUCACAUAGGUCCCACAGCACAGAACCAGGCAUGGUGCUGACACUGGGCCAGGGCGAUGUGGGCCAGCUGGGGCUGGGCGAGAAUGUGAUGGAAAGGAAGAAGCCAGCCCUGGUGCCCAUUCCGGAGGACAUUGUGCAGGCUGAGGCUGGGGGCAUGCAUACCGUGUGUCUAAGCAAAAGCGGCCAGGUCUACUCCUUCGGCUGCAAUGAUGAGGGUGCCCUGGGAAGGGACACAUCAGUAGAGGGCUCAGAGAUGGUUCCCGGGAAAGUGGAACUACAAGAGAAAGUGGUACAGGUGUCGGCAGGAGACAGUCACACAGCAGCCCUCACUGAGGAUGGCCGAGUUUUCCUCUGGGGCUCCUUCAGGGACAAUAAUGGUGUGAUUGGACUCUUGGAGCCCAUGAAGAAGAGCAUGGUACCUGUGCAAGUGCAGCUGACAAUGCCUGUAGUGAAGGUGGCCUCAGGAAAUGACCACUUGGUGAUGCUGACAGCUGAUGGUGACCUCUACACUUUGGGCUGCGGGGAGCAGGGCCAGCUGGGCCGUGUGCCUGAAUUAUUUGCCAACCGUGGUGGCCGGCAGGGCCUUGAACGACUCUUGGUCCCCAAGUGUGUGAUGCUGAAAUCCAGAGGAAGCCGGGGUCACGUGAGAUUCCAGGAUGCCUUCUGUGGUGCCUACUUCACUUUUGCCAUCUCCUGCGAGGGUCAUGUAUAUGGAUUUGGCCUCUCCAACUAUCAUCAGCUUGGAACCCCAGGCACAGAAUCUUGCUUUGUACCCCAAAACUUGACAUCCUUCAAGAACUCUACCAAGUCCUGGGUGGGCUUCUCUGGUGGCCAGCAUCAUACAGUCUGCAUGGAUUCAGAAGGAAAAGCAUACAGCCUGGGUCGCGCUGAGUAUGGGCGGCUGGGCCUUGGGGAGGGUGCUGAGGAGAAGAGCAUACCCACCCUCAUCUCCAGGCUCCCUGCUGUUUCCUCAGUAGCUUGUGGGGCCUCCGUAGGGUAUGCCGUGACCAAGGAUGGUCGUGUUUUUGCCUGGGGCAUGGGCACCAACUACCAGCUGGGCACGGGGCAGGAAGAGGAUGCCUGGAGCCCUGUGGAGAUGACAGGCAAACAGCUGGAGAACCGUGUGGUCUUAUCUGUGUCCAGUGGUGGCCAGCACACAGUCUUACUAGUCAAGGACAAGGAACAGAGCUGAUGAAGCCUCUGCGGGCCUGGCUCCCGCCACCCACCCCCCCUCCUGGAACUGGGAAGCUAUGACUAUAGAUUCCAGCAGGCCUCCCCCAGCCCUGAGUACUCUGUCAUCUGCCUUUUUCCUAUCAGCAGAACAGAAUCCUUUCCCUCUUUUCUGUCCUCCUUUCCUGAGUCAUCCUACAGUCUACAGGAUGAAGGGGGAGGGGGGAAAUGAAAAAGGGGAGGGGGUUUUGGCAGCUGGAACAUUGCUCGCCCCAGAGUUAUGUGGUUAGACCUUUCCCCCUCAUCCCUACCUCCCAUGGUCCUGGCUGACCCUGGUUUUGCCUGCCAAAAACCAAAAAUUCCUCCCCUGGGGAUUUGGUGCCCACAUUCUGAGAGGUUGGGGGCUCAUCAAGCCCUACUGUAGCCAUGUGCCACCCUCUGUCCUUCACAAUCCACAGGCAGACAAAUGGUAUGGUGGUCAGACCCAGCUGUCAUGGACUUAUGCCUGGGGGAAACUGGAGACUGGGCAGGGCUGCCCAGCCUUGGGCAACUCCAAGCCAAAUAUUUGGCCCUCAACAGAUGUCCACGGGGAAGAAAAAACAAUGAUCCUUCACUUGGUCAAGAAAAAAGCCAAUCAGCCUUUCUCCCAGAAGCACAAAACAUUCUGCCCUUCAGGCAUUGCCUGAGAAUUCUGCCCAUCCAACAUGCCUUACCUGCAGCCAAGGGCCUGAAAUCUGGAAAGGAAGCUACAUCUGCAGGGCAGGACAUGGGGGGAGUGGGGAAGGAGGGAUUUAUAAACAAAUUUAAAGCAAUACUGAGAGUGAAGGGAGGGAGGGGAAAGGGGGCAGAGGCUUGUGCCCAGAAAGGGAAGCAGCAGCUUGUACAGUGGCUGAGGAAAUAGAAAACAGUUUUGAUUUUUUUUUUUUAAUGUAAAGUAUUUUGGAGGGGAGAGUGAACUCUUUUAACACUUUGAAUAAAUUUAGAGUUUUAUAAAACAGGCCACUUGUUUUCUACAUACUCCCUGCUUUUUUUAAGGGAGCACCUGUGUUGGGAAGAGCAGAAUAAACCCACACCUAAGCACCUGGUCAAGGCUAGGACUUAAGUGACAUCAUGAUGUCCUAGAAUAUGCUAGUCAGCUGUUGGUGUGGCUGUUUCAUACAAAUCAAAAAAGAAAAAGAGGUGAUUGAUUUUUGCUUAGGUAUUUAUGUUUCAGGAAUCACUGGAUUUUUUUAAAAUUAUGCUGCAUAAUGUAAGAGACAUGGAAUGGAUCUUUUAAUAUCCUAAUCCCAAACCAAGAUUUGAGUACAGUGCAUACCUAUAGAUACUUAUGCUAAAGCUUGCUGUUGUAUCAUUUUUAACAGCUGACGUCAUUGAUUAAACAUGAUUAACUGCACAAUAACUCUUAAGACAACUUGUAUGUAUUAAUGUAGAUUUUCCCAGGUAUUUAAGCAACCAAAUCAUACAGCCGACCUAAUAUGGUAGUCACUAGCUACACGUGGCUAUUUACAUUUAAAUCAAAAGUUGUAAAAAUUUAAAAUUCCUUGGUUGCACUAGCCACAUUUCAAGUCCUCAGUACUAUAUGGCUAGUAUUGGGCUAUGCAAACAGAACAUUUUUAUAAUGAACAAUGCUGAUAUAGAAGGUCUGUUAUAUGUAUAACGGGAAAUUUUUAUUAUUGCCAGAAGGAUUCUUUUUGGAUGUUAGUAACUUGAAAAAUGAAUAUGAUGUAAAAUAAAAUGUAUUCUGUGAUU